Molecule: messenger RNA, 2157 nt
Organism: Colletotrichum truncatum
Lineage: Eukaryota; Fungi; Ascomycota; Sordariomycetes; Glomerellales; Glomerellaceae
Product: zinc finger protein 585a
Source: RefSeq, a predicted model, not a curated record
AUGCCAAACCCUGUUAGAAAGGCUUUAAGAAAGUUAAUACCUAGUCAGAAGCAGCCUAGAAAUAACCACCAUUGUCACGCCGAAACAGAAGGGACAAGAGGAAACACUGAUUCUGGAAAUGCAAACUUCAAGCCCAGGGAUAAAAGAACUAUAUACAAUGAAGAACAACCACCGAAGCGAGUCAACACCAGUGCAAGCUGGAAACACCUGUAUUCAAAUCGUCCGCGAUCAGAAAUAGAGCCAACCUCACCGUCGCCCGAACGCGCGGUUACCUUUGUUUCAGCUGAACAGGCCUCGGAUGAGGCGCAGCCAUCCUCGGAUCCAACAUCGAAUAAGCCUUCGCCUCGCACUACUCGCUCAUCAUCGACGUGGAGCAGCGUGCUCAGCAAUAGCGGAAGCUCAAUUAAAGCUGGCUUGAAAAAGCUGAACUGCAUACCUCCUAUCUUUGCUCAUUAUCCCGGGCGUAAUUCUUCUCAACAUUCUGAAAAGCACCAUCACAGCAUAUCGAGAUCAAGAACGGACCCCACAACCUUGCGAAAGACGCCCUUGACACAUUUCAGCCUCGAAAGUUCAGCUUCUGGCACAAUUAAUGAGAUUCAUCCAAGACCGAUACCUCGCCCCUUUACCUUUCCAAAAACAGGCAUGACCAGUUCGGGGAGAAACCUGCAGAGCAUCCAGACCCGGCUUCGUGCUAGGAAAGAAACUUCCACAAUAUUCAACAGGAUAUGGGAAGAAAAGGCCCUUCCACGUCUGGUAAAUACCAUGGACGAAAGCUACGGCCGCGACUACAUCAUUACGGUUCAAUUCGACUACAAUCACAGCAGGAGAAUUGUAGAGAUUAUGACCGAGGUUAAGCUCCCGGAUAAUGUAGGCGAGAUGAUUGAGGAUGAGGUUCUGCCUAUCUUCAGAGAGCCCAGCAAUCCUCUUAGCGUCGGUUUCCACUUCACUGAGGGCAAAGUCGAGCGCUGCGCCGAGACAUCCACCGAUCCUGAAGUCAUGAAAGACGAUGGUUGGGACUUUCCAGCGAAUACCUCCGUUCAUUCUACUCUGAUGUUGGGCGACUCUGUCGGCUACAACGGUGGAGAUAGCGCAGCAACCUUGGGGCCAGGUAUAAUGCUGAACGAUCGGCUUGGGUUCAUCGUUAGUCGUCACUUGUUCGACAACAUCCCAGAUUAUGAUGCAGAAAACAGACCGGAGUUUCAUCUUGUCCAUCCAGCAGAAAUUGACUGUCCUAAAGGCAGGCAAUCCCGGCGGAUCGCACAGCUCUAUAUUCAUUCGGGACAGGCGUACAAGACACAGCAGACGUCAAGAUCGCUUGCAUGGUUCACGGACAAUCAGAUUCUAACACAAGCUGUGACGGACUGGGCUGUAUGUAUCGCAGCAGAGGACACUUUAGCCAUGAAGAACUGUCUCCGAUACGCACCCAAGGGCAUCGAGUUUGAAGACAGCUCCGAUAUGAUACCAGGAUUGUCUAUGACGAAGCCUCAACUGCGUCUCAUUUGUUCUACUGGCCGCAGUAGCGGCCUCAGAUAUGGUGUAGUUUGCGAGACACCAGCCGUUGUGAAGCACAUGUCAUCCGGUCAAAGAUCGCGUGAGUGGUACGUAGAGAACGCUUUAGGACUCAUGAGCACAGAAGACUGGAACAGUGGAGGUAUCGGGCUACCUGGUGAUUCCGGUGCUGUCGUUGUCGACGUCGAGGACCAAAGACUCAUUGGCCAAGUUUGGGGCCGCAAUGUCUACAGUGGCAACCCUGGAGUCCAAAGAAUUACAUACUUUACUCACUUCAUGGACAUAUUCGACGAUAUUUCCAGGCACCCGUCAAGCUUGGGUUAUCCUGUUCUCAUGGACCAGAGAGAUGAGCGACGUCCGGGAGCACCACCUAUUGUUAACCUCCAAGAUGGCGAUAAUAGGGGCUCCGCUGAAGCUGAAGUCGAUGGGACUACAUUGAGUUCGUCAAGGCGCAGUCGGGCUCAGUCGUCUGCCACAGACGAGUUAACUGUUGCUAGGUCUGCCUCAAACGGCUCUCUAGCAUACUACACCAAGGGUGGGACAGAAGUUGAUUCAGUCAUGAACGCAGGCUUCUCGAUCUCGGAAAAGUCGAUAGGCAUCUCUGCCGCGUUGCUAAAGCCACGACGCAAUGUAAGCAUUAUUCAAUAA